UCAUUCAUUGGCUGGCUGAUAGUGAAGUUUAGAAGUCAUUUUGCUGAUCUCGUUUUAUUUAUUUUCAUAGUUUCAAGCGUAUUUUCUUUCAUUUCAAAUGGUAAAGAAGUUUCAACGCGUGUGAAAUGGAUUUCCUGACGGUAGACCGUCCGGUGUCCACCUCGGGGACGGAGAAAACCGAGGGCGAGGCUAAAAACGAAGAUCUUGAGGUGGACAACUCAAAGAGUGUGCUGAAUAAAAUAGCCACCCUAUAUGCGGAGCAGCUGAUGAGCGACCUCACCCUAGAAGUGGGAGGGGUGGGGUACCCGGCACACCGUCUCAUUCUGUGUGCGAGCAGUGAAGUUUUCCAGGUGAUGUUGAUGAACCGUGAGUGGAGCGAGUGGCGGGAGAGCCGCAUCGUCCUUCAGGAGACUUCCACUGCUGUAUCUGUCUUCCCACAUUUUCUCAAGUAUUUCUACACUGGUCAGAUCCGGAUAUCGCACCAGACUGUGUUGCCAGUAUUAUCUUUAGCAGAUAAAUAUAAUGUUAAGGACUUGGUCGCGCUGUGUCUCAGCUACAUGUCGCAGCACAUCGCACAGGCCGCUAAGUUGGGGCAGCUCAUAGCCUGGAUGCAAUACACCAUGGCUUGUGGACACGACGACGUUGCUAAGGAUUGCCAAAACUUCGUGAAGUGGAACCUAGAGUGGCUGUGGCCAGACAUGGAGCUGGAGUCUCUAGAGGGAGAUACGCUGCUACAGUUGCUGCAGCAGUCAGACCUGGUGCUGCACAACGAGAUGAGCCUCUACCAUUUUGUGGUCCGAUGGCUGAACAAACAGCGUGAGAGACUGGACUUGAGCGAGCUGACGGAAGCUGAGAAGAAGCCGCACUGGGACUCGCUCGUCGCUGCCGUCUUCUCACACGUCAGAUUUCCAAUGAUGUGCCCCAAUCAACUAGCCAAGCUGUUGCUCUGUCCCCUCACACAGGAGCACAAGGACUUCUUCAUGGAACGAAUGGCGAUCGCUAUGAGCUAUCAAUCUGGUCAGUACGAGCGCGUGUCAGAAGUCCAGCAAACCGAAGCUGGCCGCAUGCUGUUCACCCCUCGCCUCUACACUGAAGACACCUGGGGCUCCAUGGUGUCUGUGGACAACUUCCACUCACUCCCCUCCUACCACACGCGAACGUUCAUAUUCUCGACGCGGCCGGCCAUCGCCGACGUGGCUGCUAAAGACCGCUUAGCUGAGUGGACCCUCGACCUCUACCCUAAGGGCGUCUGGUUCCGGAAGAGCUUGCUCAUCGUCUGGGGAGGCACUUAUGACGUGCCAGAGGUGGUCCUCCGGACAGUGAGGAUCUCGAUCACAUGCCAGAGCUGCCCGGAGUCCACUACCAACCAGUAUGGGGAGCCCGAACAGUUGGAACCUGAUGUCAGGGUUAAGAUCGGUAUACUAGUCUGGGGUGUACAGAAAGGCGUGGAACAUGUUUCUUCUGUGGUAGAACGAGUACACAGAUUUUCCGCACAAAAUAGGGUGCUGAACAUAGACGGUGCGCUGGACUUCGACCAGCUCAACACGCCGCUGUACAGCCCCGCCGCCGGCUGCGCGCCCCACGCCGGCAACACCGCCGCCAAACCACAAGGGAGGUGUCCAAAAUGCUCGGAUAGCUGCGAGUACCCAGAGCCCCGACAUUUGCUGGGAACAAACCGGGAUCAGUUGAGGAUACAAGUGGUGAUCGUGCCCCUGACGGACUACUGCCACGUGGGCGCGCCCGACGGCGUGGUCGGAUGACGUGGUCGCCGCGCGCCCACGGCGCCCACUGCGCCCACGUGAGGGAAAGACCUCAUUUCUUGAAUGGACAUUUCAAAGUAGAUAACAUAAAACGCCUGUAAGUCCUAAUAGGGUGGGUAGAACUGCCACACUUGACCUUGAAGUGUUAGUAUGGAUUUUGUGGCUUAUUUUAUGCGCGGGAAGAUAAUUCUAUGGUACAAGAAAACAAGGUAUUCUCCCCAGACUCCUUAUAAACAUUUCAUUCUUAUUGCCGCUAUAGGAGUGAGGGUGACAGACAAUUCGCGCGCGGUCUCUCUUACUCCUUAGCGGCUUACGGACAUUUAGACUAAUGAAGUCCCAGAGCGGUCUAUGACUUAGCUUUACUUUAGAGAAGUUAUUCUGGCAUUACAUAAAUACAGGGUGUUAGUGACAUCGUAACGAAAACUUUGAGGGAUAAUUCUGGCCAUGAUUCGGAGUUGAUAUCAACUAAUUUAAAAAAUAAUUAAAAAAAAAAAUCAUGAAUCGACGGAAAAUUCCACUUGAUAUUAACUCAGAAUCAUGGUCUGAAUCAUCCCCCUCAGUAUUCGUUACGAUGUCACUAACACCCUGUAUAUAAACUCACGCCUAUUUCCCACCGGAGUAAACAGAGAAUAUGGAAUUCCAUUUACUUCGAUUCUGACACACUUCUCUUCUCUUCUUUUUCUUCUAUUCUGGUAUUAAAUAGUCUGUUUUAAGGAGACUUUGGAAUGUGUUGAGGUCACAACCACGGAAAAAAAGAAAAAAAAAAAGCUCUAACGCAUAUUGUAUGAGAACCGCUAUCACCGGUUCAACUCCACUCUCUUUUACUCCUUCUGGAAAGAGAAAACUACUAUAGCUCUGCUGCUUCUCAAAUUCCAUAUCCACUUUACCGGUAAUGUAUAUUUUAUGUGAUAUUUUCGUAAAGUAAUGCAUACAGAAGUAUUUUUUUGAUGAUUUGGCAAGGGUGUGCUGCCGCCAAAGGAUGUUUUCGGGGUACCGAACUGAGCAUAGUACCCCGCUAGCCACAAGUUGUUAGUGUGACUAGGGAUCGACGAUCCGACGGUGUUAUGUUGAAAGUUGUAUAUAUGCGUCUUGCUGUGAAAACUUCGAUAUCGCGUUUCACGACUGCUUGAAAACUGCAUUAUUGAAUGUGGCGCCAUCUGUUGCAUGUGAGCGGAACUAGGUGGCCAACUAGUUGGGUCCGCUACAUUAUAGUGGAGCUCCGUGAGUCGUAAAGUUUGCGAACGAGUGGAGUGCAAAGUUGAAGUAUGAACUAUUUGCUCAUACUUGUAUGGCGCGCGUUUCGCGCUCACUUGGCCCUUACAACCUCUUUCUUCUAUUCCGUGGUCACAACUCAUCACUCGAUUACCAUAAUACUAGCGACCCGCCCCGGCUUCGCGCGGGUGCAAUGCUGAGGAAAAAAUUAUCUACUACAUCACAAUAAAAACCUCAAAAAUAAUAGUAUUUCUCCACUAUUUAAUGGAUGUUAUUAUACAUAUAAACCUUCCUCUUGAAUCACUGUAUCUAUUAAAAAAAAUCGCAUCAAAAUCCGUUGCGUAGUUUUAAAGAUUUAAGCGUACAUAGGGAUAUAGGGACAGAUAAAGCGACUUUGUUUUAUACUAUAGACUCUAUAGUAUGAUUGCUAUUGGCUACAAUAUAUCACUCUAUACUAUAGCGGCUAAUGGCGGCUAUUUCGGUUAAUGUAGCAUUCUACUAAUGAUAGAAUUUUGAAAAUCAGUUGAGUAGUUCCAUAGAUUAUCUCUUUCAAACUCAAAAACUUACAUACCUCUUUAUAAUAUUAGUAUAGAAUUGUAGAUAAUAUGGAUAUAGAUAGAUUAUGGUGCUGAUUCCUGAUGAGACCCAGGAGCGGACCAGCCUGCCUCCCAGAGAACCUGGAACCGCCCAUGAAGACACCAACUUAAUUUUAAUUAUAUUUGGCGCCUCUAAAAGUAGCUCUAUCUCUGUCUUGCACUCGUCGUAAGUGAGAGACGGCACUAUUAGGGCUGUCAGAUUAAAAUAAAAUUAAGUUUUGUCUUGAUUCAACACUAUUCUUUGAAACAUGGUCUCAGACUAUGUAGAUUAGUAAUGAUUGGAGAUGUUAUGUAUUUUGGCUUUCAAUAUUUGACAAAUAGAGACAAGGAGUAUGUAUACAUAUUUUAGUUUUAGUUGUACCUUGUAAAACGUAACGUGUUUAAUUAGAACAGGGCAGAUAUAUAGUACAUCGCCUAGUGCGAAAGAGACGAGAGACAUGUCACUAAUGUUACGUUUUAAACGAUGUUGUGUUCUACUCAAAAUAAAGGAAAUUAUUUAAAACAUACGUAGGCAGCUAGUUAUUAAGAUUUUAUAUAGAAGAAAUAAAUAUUUAAGCUCACGACUCUAUUCCUAAUUGGAGUGGUCAUGAGGCACUUACAUCGUAAGAUGAACUAAGUAUCCGUGCUUCACCGAGCUUUUUUGUAGACCAAAGUAGUAGGUGGUGAAAUAAAUAAAAUGCAUAUUAUAUUCCUAUUGCAGAUCCUUUUCAUAUAAGGCAGUAAAUAAUAUCUAUUAGAACUUGUUUAAAUUAUAAUGGUACUAAUCCCUGUAGACACUGGUGCUAAUUCCUGUAAAUACCAUCUAAUUUUAUUUUAAGUUAUAUCUGUCAUUUUCUGAUCUGCCGAAAAGGAAAGGGACAGGUAAUCGACAAGCAUAAAAUUUAUGGAACACACGUCAAUUUUAAGCACAAAUCUAAAACAACCGUCUAAAAAUUUUACAUUGGCCCUAUAGAAUUAAGUUGACAGCACACGUCCAACGGUUUGCGAGCGAGCGAGAUACCUUUUGAUUCGUCCGGGUUAUUCAUUCAUUUACUCAUUCUUCCUAAAAUUAAGAGCUGUCAAUCAUCCGUCCCUUUCCUUUUCGGCGGAUAAGAAAAUGGCAGGUAUAACUUAAAGUAAAAUUAGGAGGUGUCUGCAGGAAUCGGGGCCACUAUCAAAUUUUAAGUUAUACCUGUCAUUUCCUUAUGCCCCGAAAAGAAAAAGGACGGCUAAUCGUCAGGCAUAAAAUUUAAGGAAAAAAUAAUUUCAAGCACAAAUCUAAAACAACUCUACUUCAACUUCAUCUUUUUUCUUGUUUACGUUCAGAAACGAUGAUUCUUAAAACAACCCUAUAAAGUUUUUACAUUAGUCAAUAACCCGACAAAGUUCAGUUGACAGCAAACAUCAAACAGUUUGCUUACCAGCGUGAUACCUAUUUGAUUUGUUCAUUCUUUUUUAAAUUAACGGCUGUCAAUCAUCCGUCCCUUUUCGGAAUAAGAAAAUGACAGGUAUGACAAAAUAAAAUUAGAUGGUGUCUAUAGGAAUUAUCACCAAUAUCGUGUUUAUUUUAAUAAACUUUAUGUAAUUUCGUUAUUUCUUAAUUUUCAUCUUUAUAGGGUAACCUAUUAAGUCAAAUUUUAUUUUUAUACUUUCAGCACAGUUUGUACUUAUCCGCCUUUAGUGAAAUUACAUUCCGAUUUGAUUUUUGAUAACGUAACCUCGCAAUAGACACGCAAGUUUCAAUGUAAGUAAAAAAUUGUGGGCUCAAUUUUUACCCGGAUUGAAAUGAGAGAAAUCGAGGUUUUGUUGAAGAAAUUCACGCGGAGAUGGGUGGAGUAGACCGGAGAUGUGCGGAUUUGACCAAUCACAGCGUUCGAGAGAGCGAAAAACGAAGAUGCUCUGUCACUCUCUCCCUCGCGGUGAUUGGUCGAUUUCUGCACAUCUCCGCUCCUCUCCGCCCAACUCCGCGUCAAUAAAAACGCAGCCUAAGAUUAUUUCGCUAAAGGCGACAAUGGCGCUAAUUCCAGUACAGUCAUGAGCAAUAUAAUGUACCCACUUUAGGACUCUGUCGCACUAACAUAUUUGACAUUUAGUGAGACUUAAGAGUUCAAUUUGUCAAAAAAUGUAAUGUGACAUGGUACCAAAGUGUAUACAUAUUAUUAAUGCUCGUGACCGUACACACCAUCUAAUUUUAUUUUAAGUUAUACCUGUCAUUUUUUUAUCCGCCGUAAAGGAAAAUGACAGGUAAUCGACAAGCAUAAAAUUUAUGGAACACAUCUCAAUUUUAGGCAGAUAUUAAAAAAACCCUUCCAAAAUUUUAUAUUGGCCAAUAACCCGAUAUACUUAAGUUGAUAGCACACGUUAAACGGAUUGCGUAUGAACGAAAUGCUUAUUUUAAUCGUCCGGGUUAUUCAUUAAAUUUAAAAUUCAAUCAUCCAGUUGUCAAUCAUCCGUCCCUUUCCUUUUCGGCGGAUAAGAAGAUGAUGGGUAUAACUUAAAAUAAAUUUAGGAUGUUUUUGCAGGAAUCGGGGCCAUUAUUUUAUUUGUUUGCGAAUUAAUCAUAAAAACCUAUUCUUCCAAUGUGAGUUAUUGUUGUCUAUAUUUUUUUAUUAUUAACAUGUUCACUAUGUAAUUGAUAAUUAGAUGUCGACCCCUCACGUGCAAUGUUAUUUUUCGAUAAACACGAUACAUUAUGGCAUGAAAAAAUGUGCCCCACAUAUGGGUCAUGAACUCCAAUUUGCCUCAUAUGUGGUUCAUACACUGUGAACGUGUUGAUUGUACAUGUGAUUUCCUCCAUGUUGUAGGCGUGCUCCGGUCCGCCGGUGGCCCAUGUUGCUUUAUAAUUGUGUGCAAUAUUUUAUCCUUGAUAAUUGUAAAGUAUUGUUCUAGGAUGCAUAAUAAACCUGUUACGACAUUUUA
Messenger RNA from Pectinophora gossypiella (pink bollworm), 6466 nucleotides. It is a transcript of the gene Tango10, whose product is annotated as BTB/POZ domain-containing protein 17. Lineage: Eukaryota; Metazoa; Arthropoda; Insecta; Lepidoptera; Gelechiidae. The record is from RefSeq and is a predicted model, not a curated record. The transcript is spliced from 14 exons. Gene Ontology annotation, molecular function: protein binding. Bases 126 to 1760 code for a protein of 544 amino acids.